AUCUAUCAAUUUUGUAACUUAAAAAUGCUUGGUAAUAUACGACAUCGUGAUAAGAAUAUUAAGAGCUGUACAGAUUAUAAUGGCGCUAUUGAAAACGAGCCAGAAGAGGGUGAAAUUGUAGAUAAUUAUGAAUUGAUAUCGUCCGAUGAAGAGUUUGUAAUGAGGCAGCGCAUCGAGGAGUUGGAAGCCAAGAAUAAAGAAAUUGAAAAAAUUGCUGUAAUAUCCAGAAGUUACCCAAGUGAAUACCAUUAUGCGAAAACACAGUCUUGCAGUUACAAUUAUUUAAAUAAGGAUUAUUGGCGUAAAAGCAAACACGACGUCGCGCCACGUGUACCUAAAGAUGUGUCCUCAAUUUCGUCUAUUGAAUAUGAAGUCUGCCGCAGACCUAGUAAGCGUCGCAGAAGUAGGGAUGGUAAAAGGAAGCCCAAUCACCAUAAUCGUUGUAGGAAUCAUAGCAAACGCCGGAAACGUCGUUGUCGUCAUACAUAUAGUAAUGAAAGUGGCCGACAUAAGCAUCGUCGAGAUUUUAAUUAUUCAAUGGAGGCUAUAGAUUUGCAUACAGAGAGUUCCAAUUCUUUACAUUCGGUCACAUAUGUAAAUGAGGGAACCAUUGAUGGCCCAAAUCAAAUUGAUAGGGACAGUUUGCGUUUUGCUGUAGCCAGAUCUAUACACAAUUCUCAAUUAAAAGAAGACACAAUGGGUAGUUUAAGUAAACGACUUCUAGAACAGCCCAAAAAGGAAAAUUCAGACAAUGAAGACAUAAUUAUCGUAGAAAAUGAUGAUGAUCCUCAGAUUCAGAUUAUUGAAGAGGAUUCAUCUGAUUCUCUGGAAGAAAAGGAACUUCGUUUAAUUGCUUUAAAAUCGGCUGUUUUAAAGAAACAUAUGGAACGUAAAAAACGCAAUGCCGAAUUGGCCUACUCACCCACCGAUUUCGAUGAUAUGCUUAAAUUUGGUGUCUUAGAGAAUGAUAUUAAAAGUGAUAUUGAAGUAGACUUGGAAGGCGAAGACUCUCAGACACCAGAGCUAAUAUCCAGUCCUUUGGCGUCGCCCAAACUGCUACUGAGCCCACAAUACAUGGAUGACGGAGAAGAUAGUCAGCAACAAAUGGUAGAUACCAAACCAGUUGACAUGGAUAUUGCCAGUAGCGAUAGUGAGCAGGGGGAAGUGUUUAAUCAAUUUCGUCCCGUAGUACAACAUCAACCGCAACCCACAAUGCCACUCUCAUCAAGCGAGUUACCAUUCGGAAUGCAACACCAAGAUUAUGCAUUUAGUUUAUAUGUAUCUGGUUUGAAAGUAGAGCCGCUACCGCCGGGAGUGGAAUAUUAUGAGGAAAUUGUCCCUCCGCCACCACCGUUUCAUCAAGAAAAUCUUAGCGUUCAAGAGAUGGAAGUAGAAAAUCAAGAAAAUCUUGAAGACGAUAGCAGCACAAAGAUUAAUAAAAAUCCUGCAGUAAUUGGACAGAAGAAUGUGGAAGCAAAAGAAUUAUCAUCUUGUGAAGAAGAAGAAGAGUUAGCUUUAAGAGCCCUGUUAUUGGCUAAAUUUCAAUCUCCACGCAAUAAAAAGCGCAAAUUGGAUGUGGAAUCUAAAGAUGCGGCGAAUUUAAACUCUAAAAAUGAAACUAAUGAGAUUCUAAAAACAAAUAUUUCUAGUGAAUGGAUACUCAAAGAAGCGGUAAGACGUUUUAAGUUGAAUAAACAUUUAAGCAAAGACACGGGCGAUAGUAGGAAUUCGCCAAUUAACGAAAAUUCGAUAAUAGUGCAACACAGUCCGGAACUUGUACAAAUGCAAUACAAAGAAGCAGAAGAAGAGGAGAAAGAAGUGGUUGCUGCAAGUUCCAGUGAUGAAGUAGCUGAUUUCAAAUUAACAGAAAUUGAAACUCCUCUGAAAUGGGCAUUGCCAAAGCAUUCAAGAGAAAUGCAGAGUUUUUCGAAAUCUGAGGAUAACGAAGAUCGGAAAGAAACGCUUUCGUUUAAUAGGUCCAAGGCUAGCGUUGCCCAAGCUACAGUUGGGCAGGCAUCUUCAUUUACAAAUGUGCAAACAAUCCACCCGCCUAUAGAUGAAGCUAUGGAUUUGGUUAGAAAUAAAUAUUCCACAGGAAAUGUUAGUAAACCAUACAGUGAGGAGUGUACAAGAAGUGAAGAAACUGAGAGAACGGACGUUUUUCCCAAAUUGCCGCAAAACGCUGACGACCCUUCGCUAAAUCAAUUGAAUGAGAAAAUUUUGGAAACGAAUAACACUAAUGUAGAUCUGAUUCUAACCAAAAGUUUAGAGAUACAUCUUGUGAAGGAAAAUAAAGAAACUUUGGAGGAAAAAAUUUGUGCUAGAAUUAAGAGUGAAGAGUUUUUGAAUUCCACCGGUAUUCAAGAGAAAAACUUUCAUCAAAUAACUGAAACGUAUUUGCAAGUAAACAGGCCAUGUUUGAAGGAAAAAAGUUCCACUACAAGUGGAACCCACGUGCCUUCGUCGGAAGAAUAUCCAACAGAAAGCACGGAAAGCUUGGGGAAAUCAGCGGUAGUGGAUAUCCCCUUGAAUCCUUCUUUCAGCAAAAGUGAAGGGAAUACGGAUGAAUUUACGUGUUCGGUUAUGAAUACCAAUGAUACUUCCAAUAGAGAACCAAAGAAUAAAAUUUUUAAACAAAAGCAUUUUCAAGAGGAAGAUGCCAGCAUCGUAAAAAAAGGAAACUUAUACUCUGCAAUAGGAACAAGCGCUUUUACUAAUGUUUCAAGUAAAGCAUAUCAAGAAACGAAAGCCGUAAGCAAGGAACUCAAAUUUAACCAAGCAUCUGCAAAAGUAAUACACAAAAACUUAACAAAAAAAUAUCAAAAUAAAUUAAAAGUUGUAAAUAAAAUAACGUCUCCGGCGACGGAUUUAAGAAAACAACAGAGCAAUAUUUUACCUACGUAUUCUGUUUUGAAAACUACAAAAAUUGUUAAGCCCAAUAAAGUAAUUAAUAAAAAUGUUGAUAUGAAACCUAUAAAAAAUAAUACAAAUCUAAUGGAGAUUAAAAGUGAAAUUUGCACUUCGCCCCCCGCCUUCCAAGCAAUACAGACGCGUUUAAUUACUUCCAAAGAGCAAGUUAAAAGCAUGUGCCAGGUACCAAAACUAGUGAUAAACUUGCAACGAUCUUCCUCGUCGACGGACACAAGUGCUAGCGAAGCUGAAAACGAUAUCGGUGACGAUUAUGAUUACCUAUGCAGACCUGCUGAAGAUUAUAAUGACAAUGCAAGUCCGAUCAGUUUAAUAAUGGAAAGUCCUCGCAGUCGUACACCCAACAGGUCGAGUUCUCCCACUGGAAAAUGCCCCGAAAAGAAUCAGCAACAAUUUGAAGAGAAAUUGGAUAGUUUUCUGAAAUCGGUACGUUCCAAAGUUCAAGAACAAGUGGUAUCUUUGCAAGAAACACCACAAGCGAAGACAGUAAUGGGGAAUCAAGGAACGAAGGCCCAUAAUAAUACACCCGUGGCCGUCCGCCAUUUGCCCGCCGCUGCUCAAGAGGAAUAUCGACGUUUGGUACACAGAAUGAAGCUAUUGGAAGCACAGAGAAAAACUUUAAAUGCAGAUACGGAAACUAGCGAUUUAUUUACAUCGAAAGAUGAUGACUUAAAUAAUCUUCCCGAUUCAUCUGCUUCAACUGCAAAUUCAGCGUCUUUAGGUCAAAAUAAUUUAUGCAAACAGGUUCUGAUAAAGAAUGCCAAUAGCAAUACAAAAUCGUCCGCCAGUGAUACUGAAAAACCUUCCAGAUCUACGGUAUUAUCUUCCUAUGAAAAUACGUUCGCGAAAAUCGGGGUUGGCAUCAUAACAAAUUUGGACAAAUCUUUAAAUUUACUUCAAGAAGCUAAAAAUGCCAAAUUAUCAAAAUUACGUUUGGAAAAGCGUUUGAAAGCCUUAAAGGCCGAAAUUGAUUUAGUGCAAAGCCAACAUAGAGAAGAGCAACACAAAAUAUCUAAUAUAUAUCCAAAUAUUUGUAAAACAAACGAUGUGAUAAUGAAUUUAAAACAGAAACGCACGAAAAUUCUUAAAUUGGCUGUGAAUUUAGGAAAAACAUUAAAAGGACAAGAUUACAGAUUAAAUAAUGAUUUAAAACAAAAUAUAAUAGAAAAGAGCAAACAAUUGGCUGAGGAAAUCAAAUUGGUUAAUUCACUCAAAUUACAAAACAUUGAAAAGUUCAUAGAGCCUACGGAACGUACAAAGAACAAGGAGGAUAAUAAAGAAGAACCUUCAACGGCAACUAAUAACGAUGAAGAGCAAAGUCUACAAGUUUCAACUACAACAUUCCAAAAAGGCGAUAAUAGAGAAUUGCAGGAUGAAAGUUUACCCGAAAAGAACGAUAACUUACAAGAAGAAGUUGAGAUAUUUAAUCAUCAGGAGAAAAAAUCGUUGGCGGCAAAUUAUUACGUGUCACCCUUAAAUAAUUUAAAUAGUGGGAACAGCGAUUUGGAUCCUCAAGGCGUGCUGUGUCCUUACGAUUUGAUGGGUCAUUGCGAAGAUAAAAAUUGUUCGUAUGUGCAUUUGACAGAAAACUUUCGGAAAGAGUGAACUUUACCUUUAAAUUUUGUGGGUCUUUGAAAUCCGUUUCAUUUCGAGAAUCUGGAAAGAUUGUCAGAUAAUCCAUUAUGACGGUCGGCCACUAUUGGGUAAGUUAAUAAACCACCAUUGUACUUUAUUAACCGAACCAAUACAAAAGAGAAACCACAUACAUAGCCCUAAAGAUAUAAAAAAAAAAUAUAUAUAUAUAAAUAAUGACAAAAAAAAAAAAGAAGAAUAAAACCUAAUAUUAUUAUAAACUGCCUGUGAACCUGUGUGUUUUUCCAUCGUAUCUUUAACCCAGAAAUUGUGUAUAUAAAAUCAGUGUCUUUUGUAGUAGCCAUCUACUCCGUUGAUAUUAUUUUGAAUGGCAAACAUUAUUUAAUUUUUUCUUUGUUUAUAACUUGUUCUUUUUUUUUUAGUUUUAUUUUCAAAGGUUUGCUGUUUCCAUAUUUCCAUGUGAAUAUAAUUAUAUUUUAUUUAAAUCUGAAUGUGUAUGUGCAGUUUUUUUUUUCUUUUUUUUUUUUGUAAUAC
Molecule: messenger RNA, 5055 nt
Organism: Glossina fuscipes
Lineage: Eukaryota; Metazoa; Arthropoda; Insecta; Diptera; Glossinidae
Exons: 7
Coding region: 25-4533 (1502 amino acids)
Source: RefSeq, a predicted model, not a curated record